AUGUGUUGCCAUGUCAUUGACAUCAAUAGUACACAGCAAAGUCAAACUGAUGUGAAUGAAUGGGAUUCGUUAUUCUUGAAUUUAAUUUUAUGUUCUGGAAAUGACCUUUAUACUUGCAUAAGCAAUUCUAUUGGAAAAGAAUUUUUACUAUUAUCUGAAGUACCAGAGUAUGUUUUGGUAUCCAGUCAAACAUUUCAUGUGACUUACAGUGCCUCAUUUGGGGGAGAUUUGUUUAGGAAUGCUACCAUGUUACCAUACUAUUCAUUGGAAGAUUCGCUAAAUAGCUUGUUCUUUAAUUCUCAAUAUCAAUAUUGUCUUUUGACAAUAAAUAGCAAUUGUGUUAGCAUUAUUAAAACUUCUGAAGGGCUUUACAAAGUUUUUGAUCCUCACUCAAGAGAUACUUACGGUAUUCCUGAUCCAAAUGGUAAAUGUGUUUUGGUUUCAAUUGAUAGCAUAGGAAAUUUAGUAACCUACUUUCAAAAUACUAUACCUGUACGAAGUGUGACACCAUUUGAAAUAAAAGGUGUAACAGUUGAGCUAAUGGCAUUUGAGUCAGCAGAACAAACAGACACUUCAGGUCAAAAAGCAAAUACAAAUAGAGCUUCUUACAAAAGGCGACAAACAACAGAGAGUGCAAGUCAUAAACAAGCUUGGUUGGAAAAUGCUAGGAUCUACAAAAAGAGAAAACAACCCGAGAAAGAAGUAAGAAAUUUACAGAAUCAGGGUGAUUAUCUUGAAAGGUUUGACAUCACAAAUGGUGGUAUUCAUGAACCGACAAGCUUGGGCAAAAUUUAACAUGCAAAAGUUUAGCAAAUCCAUUCAUUAUAUUGUAGCCAAAUGCACAAUUUGUAAAGAAGCAUGGCCUGUAAAAGCAUCUUCAAAAAUAUCUGAAACAUAUGUAUGCCAAAGGUGUUCUAGAGAUAAGAAAUCUCCAAGAAAAUUUUCAUUUGAAAAUUCAAUGAUUCCAUCCCCUCAACCUGUCCAGUUACAGGGUUUGACUCAAGUGGAAGAAAUGUUGAUUGCUCGAGCUCUCCCAAUUAUGAGAGUUUAUAUUAAGCCUGGUGGGCAGAGGGGUUACUCAGGUCAUUGUGUGAAUCUGCCACAAAGUAUUACAGAGCUGGCAACAUCAUUGCCACGAUAUCCGAGAGCAUUAUCUGUAAUUCUGGUUAAAGUGAAAGGUAAAAACAAUACAUUUAAAGAUGUAAAAGUAAGAAGAGAGAAAGUACAUAAUGCAUUAUUGUGGUUGAUACAAAAUAAUCCUCUUUAUGCUGAGUUAGAAAUAGAUACUGAUGCAUUGAAUUCUUUACCAGAAAAUGGUGUUCCAACUGAUCUCAUGGCUGUUGAGACUGAAGAUGAUAUAAUUAACGAUAGUGACAUGAUGCCUGAUGAAGGCCCACUUACUGAUAACCCAGAUGAGGACAUUGUUUAUAAUAACUCCACAGAAUUUAGUAGUUUUCUACCAGUUGGUGAACAGCAAGUACAAGAAAAGGAAGCUGUUAGAAACCAGCUGUCAGGUAAUGGAGCAAUUGCAUGGCCAACAGUUGGAGACCAAGCUUUAAACGAAUAUCAAAUAUCUUGCCUAGCCACAAUGGCCUUUCCAACAUUAUUCCCAGAUGCAAAAGGGGAUCCAACUAAUGAAAGCCUUUUGAGAGAUGUUUCUUUUGCAGAGCGAAUUAAACAUUUAAUUAAAUAUGGUGAGUUCAUUGAUUCAAAAUGGGUUUAUUGCUUUGCAAAGCACCCUAGAUUUUCAUAUUGGGCGCUUAAUAUGAUUCAGAGAAAAAGAAUUUUGCAACAGAGUGGAAUAUUUCUCAAGCAAAAUCCAGGUGAAGCACAUCUCACUAUUGAUGAACUACGUGAAAUGGCUGCAGGUAACAACUCAGCUGCAUUCAUGUCCAAAAUAUCAAGAUAUAUUGGAAAUAUUUCAGGUAGUAAUGCAUAUUGGAAUAAAGUUAGGGAGGAACUGAAAGCUAUAAUCACGAAUGUUGGGGCGCCAACCAUUUUCUUUACAUUUUCAUCAGCUGAUAUGCACUGGCCUGAGUUACACUCUUUACUGGGAACUGAUACAGCCAAUUCUAGCAGUGAUAUAAGACGACAAAAUGUAAUAAAUAAUCCACACGUUGUGGACUGGUUUUUUACUCAAAGGCUAGAAUGUUUUAUUAAACACUGGCUUUAUAAUACCCUAGGUGCAAAAUGGCACUGGUUUAGAUAUGAAUACCAAGGUAGAGGUAGUAUUCAUUGUCAUGGUACUGCUAAACUAAAUAAUGACCCAGGCUUGUGUCAACUUACUCAGACUGCUUUGAAAGGAUUCUUGUCUCAGAAAGUCAAAGACGAGAAUAGUAUCCUAAUUGACACAACAGAACUCGAUCAGGAUAUUGAAGCUGGUCAAAAAGCAGCUGACACAGUAUGUCAGUAUGUUGAUUGGUUGUUAUCAACUGUUAACCCCAACCCACCAGAUGAGAAUAUCUGGAUACGACCAAAUAUUCACCCUUGCCAAAAAUGCCAUGGUGAUAUUACUGACGAGGAACAAAAUAGUGAUUAUAUAGAUCUUUUAAAUAUGGUCCAGCGACACACUCGCUGUAGCACAAGUUACUGUCUAAGAAAGAAAUCUAAUGAGUCAGAAUUAAAAUGUAGGUUCCAUUUUCCUUUUGAUCACUGUCCACAGACUAAAUUAGAGUUUGAGAAAGUUAAUAGUAAGGAUGACAACAUGCAUUAUAAAGCAAGAGUUGUUACCAGACGAAAUGAUUCAAGGGUGAAUAAUCACCAACAAGUGCAGUUGCAAGGCUGGAGAGCAAAUUGUGAUGUACAGGUUGUAAUUGAUCAUUAUGCUUGUGUUGAAUAUCUCACAAAGUAUGCUGCUAAGGGUGAACCAAGGUCAUCU
Molecule: messenger RNA, 2878 nt
Organism: Paramuricea clavata
Lineage: Eukaryota; Metazoa; Cnidaria; Anthozoa; Malacalcyonacea; Plexauridae
Source: the annotation of a GenBank genome assembly